AUGGCGGAAGCUAUUGGCUUAGUGGCUUCUGUUGCCAGCCUGCUAGACCUGGCGUUCAAGCUAUCUAAUGCAUUACACAACCUCCAAUUCCAAUUGCGAAACGCGCCUUAUCUCAUUCAAGCGCUAGAGAAUGAGACAGAAGCUGUCAGGACAGUUCUUGCUAGUGUUGAAAGCUCAAUACACUCUACAGCAACUGCGGGUCUUGGCGGUGCAGGUAGCCCCGGGAUACUCGGUGACCUCACUGCUGAAAUAGGCAAAGGUGCGGCUGUCCUGAAGGAGCUAGGCACAUUUAUCGACAGUCUCAAGAACGAGACAUCUACCUUACGAAGGGUGAAGUGGAUUCAAAAGAAGAAGAAGGCAGCAGAGCUCAUAAACGAGCUUAAAGAAGUGAGAUACCGUAUUAGCGAGUUGCAAUUGGCAUAUGGCAACUCAAGCUUGACUCGCAUCAGACUUGUAUUGCAGGACAUCCAGGUUAUGCAACGUCGUCACUACGCUAAAGCUCAUAACUUGGAAACUUGUCUACUAGGCACGAAAGACCAACUCACAAUUGAUCGAGACACCGCAUUGCAAAGCCAGUCAGACAUCGCCGCAGCUCUGGAGGCCUUACAAAACACAACACCAACGCUGCCACCAGAAUGGGUGGAAGCUAUUAGCAACCAGGUGGCAACAACGAUAAAUACUACGCAGCCUGGUCUAGCGAAGGAAAACAUCACAACUGUUUUGUCCCAUCAACCUCAUAGACGACAGAGCCCCCAGGCCAUUUGCUCGCCACUUCAGCACUUGACACUAUCGUUCAACCUGAGACUGGUGCAACCCCAGUGCUUGAUCAACUGUGCCUGCAGAUGUCACGCUUCGGCAUCUUCAUACCGCCCUUGGAACGGACUCCCAAAAUUACUUCGAAUGAUCAUGGGUUCGGCCCUCGUUGAAUACUGCAGUUACCCCGUGCCCAGAACAACUUGCGACUUACAUUCAUGUUCCAAAUCGCGUCCAACUCGCCUCACAGUCAGAUACGGCUUUCCGUUUUGGUCUCUCAAGUACGCAGUUCAUAUCCUGAUGGAGAAACUAUCUACUAGCUGUCUUAAGUUUACUCUAACAUUAAGACGGAUAAACCCUAUGAAGAUAUCUGGAGACAACAUACUUUUUAACAUUUCAAUUGGAAAUUUGAGUGUUGUGAGGCGAAUCGUGUUUGAGAAUCCCACUGCCGUAUUGGAUAUCGACGUUCAGGGGAAUUCAGCGUUGCAUGUCUCUGCUUGGGGAUUUCUUCCCUGGGAGCUUGCCCUUCAGAUAUGGGAAGUCCUUCUUCAGGCUGGUGCAGACCCGGACCAAGUAAAUGAAGAAGGGCUUUCGUUUCGACAUAGAAUCGCAAAUGAGCAACUCCAGAAGAACAUACCAUUCAAGCUACAACCUGAAGUCCAAAAGCUGAUUCAGGCCUCUCAGUGUUUGGAGGACAUUGAAUUGAGCUUCAUACAUGAGGUUGUUGUUAAGCGAUGUCCAAUCGACGUAGGCCCCAUUCUCAAGUCCGCCAAAGCAGAUAUUUUGGCACAGAUUCAUAGUGAAGACCGGUUCGGCAUGACUCCACUGAUGUAUGCUGUUGCUUUGGGCGACGCAAAAGCAGCUCAGGCUCUGAUCGAAGCUGGCGCCUCAGUCCACAAGAAGGGACCUCAUGGUCGCAACCUUGUAGAUUAUGCUGGCCGUCUACCUCCAAACACUUGUGCUACCAUACUUCACUUACUGCUUGCUGCUGGUGCGGAUGCAAUCGACGCUUUCCCCACAGGUUGGAGCCUUUUACAUACAGCUGCUAUCCAUAAUAAUGUCGUAAUGAUUGACAGGUUGCUACAAGCAGGCGCACAGCCAGAUUGUAUCGGCCCGCGUGGCAACCGCCCGAUUCACUAUGCGGCGAGCCAUAACUCUGUUCAUGCCAUUCGUUUAUUAUAUGAGCAAGGUGCCGAUAUCAAUGCCCUAGCUGACCAUAGACUGUCAUCGCUUGGUGUGGCGAUCCAAAAGAAUGCUACGGAUGCGCAAGCAACGCUUCUUGAGCUAGGCGCCGAUCACCGCAUAACAGGUGACUGGGGAACUUAUUUACACGUGGCGGCAUAUUGGGGUAACGAAAGAACCUUCAACACACUGUCUUGCCUUAAGUUCAGCGGCUUAGAUGUCGAUGCCAGGGAUGCGGAAGGGAUGACAGUAACCGAGGUUUAUGAAAGCCGCUACGAUAAGACGGAGGAGCUGACAAUAUCAUUCUGUCAACUAAGGGAUUUUAUCACAUCACGAUCCCCAGAUGAUUACUCAAGCAAGGACGAAAUUGGGCAUACGGAUGAAUUCUUUGAUGCAUAUGAGUUCUUGGGCGGUGAUGGGUUGUGUUAG
Fusarium fujikuroi IMI 58289 is the source of this 2364-nucleotide messenger RNA. RefSeq lists its product as uncharacterized. The record is from RefSeq and is a predicted model, not a curated record. Gene Ontology annotation, cellular component: nucleus; cytoplasm. Gene Ontology annotation, molecular function: protein binding. The coding region runs from base 1 to 2364 and encodes 787 amino acids. The transcript has 2 exons. NCBI's taxonomy places the organism in Eukaryota, Fungi, Ascomycota, Sordariomycetes, Hypocreales, Nectriaceae.